Messenger RNA from Dimorphilus gyrociliatus, 855 nucleotides. The record is from the annotation of a GenBank genome assembly. Lineage: Eukaryota; Metazoa; Annelida; Polychaeta; Dinophilidae.
CAUUUAGUCAUCAAUUUCUGACUAACAAUGAUUUGGACUGUUUUGUAUUGGUUCGGUAUUUCGCUAACUUUUCUCAUUAUUGCAAAAACAAUUGAAAGAUGCAUAAGGUCAGUCUAUAUAACAGAUUUAUACAAACGAUACGUUCUAAUAACAGGAUGCGAUUCGGGUUUUGGAAAGAGUCUUGCUGUUCAUUUAGAUUCUAAAGGAAUUCCAGUAAUAGCCACUUGUUUAACUGAAGAAGGGGAAAAAGAUUUAAAACAUGAGUGUUCAAGUCGAAUACAAACAUUUAUUCUUGACGUAACAAAUGACGAACAGGUUUUAGAACUUCGAAAUAAAUUGGAAACUAAAUUAAAAAAUGGACUUCACGCUCUAGUUAACAAUGCUGGAAUAAGGGGUCCAAGUGUUUCUGGUGAUUUAGAAUGCUAUGAAUCCAAGGACUUUCUGGAAGUUUUACACGUUAAUACAGUAGCUAUGGCAAAUUUAUCUAUACGAUUCUUACCAUUAUUGGAAAAGGCAAAAGGAAGAAUAAUAAAUAUGGGAUCGGCAAUUGGAAGGAUGGCUUCACCUAACUUAUUGCCAUACUGUAUGAGCAAACAUGCAACAGAAGGAUUGACUGACUCCCUAAGAACUACACUUCAACAUCGCAAAAGUAGUGUGAGCGUUCAUUUAAUGGAGCCAGGACUAUAUGUAACGAAUCUACUAUGCCCAAAACUGUUAACAAAGAAGUUGAUAGCAGGUUUCGAUCGUCUUCCAGAAGAAUCUAAAGAGAAAUAUAGAGUAAAAACGUAUUAUACAGACAAAUAUUUGAAAAUUAAUGAUUAUUAUACGUUAAAUGCAUCGAAAGAUCUACAAGAG